UUUGGAUUGUAAUACGCAAGGACAAAGGUAUUCUUCGUUCGCUGGCUGGUGAUAACGAGAUUGAUCAUUUUCAGAUAUUCCGUAUUAUCUUCGGGGCUUUGAACUUUAAGGUAGAGAUAUUUGCUUCUUGAGACAUUUUUGGAACGUAACAGAUAUGCAGAGAAGGUAUGGAAUUAUAGAAAAAUUUAUCCGAAUGAGUACAAAGGCUCAUCAGUACAAAGACUCAGAUUGCAAUGUACAAUUAUUAGAACCCGUCAAGUACAUGCAAAAAUGUCUCGAGACACGCUUGGAAUACAAGAUACCAAUUGCUUUCAACGUGUGGUUAAAAAUACCAGUGGAUAAAUUUCGUGAAAUUGCACUUAUAUCAAAGACAAUACAUGUUUCCACUAUUAUAAUCGAUGAUAUACAAGAUGAAGCGAAAAUAAGAAAAGACGUUCCAGUAGCUCACUCUAUCUAUGGAAUAGCUAAUAGUUUGAAUGCCGCGAGCCAUGCUAUGCUCCUUGCUGUACAAAAAGUUCACGCGUUGAAUCAUCCGCAGGCUAUGGAAAUAUUCCUAGAGGAAAUAUUGAACAUUCACACUGGACAGGGUCUGGAAAUUUAUUGGAGAGACAAUUUCACUUGUCCAUCUGAAGAGUCGUAUAAGGCGAUGGUGCUUGGAAAAACAACAGGACUUCUCAGUUUUAUGGUCCGUUCGAUGCAACUGUUUUCAAAUUGCAAAGAGGAUUUUACUCCCUUGAUAAAUAUCAUGGGGUUGUACAUCCAAAUUUGUAACGACUACACUAAUUUCCAUUACGACUCGAAUACUAAUGACGAAGGCUACGCCGAUGACCUGAGUACAGGGAGUUUCAAUUUUCCUAUCAUGCAUGCUAUACAAACUCAUCCAGAAGAUACACAAAUAAAGACCAUUCUGAAACAACGGACGAAGGAUAUUACAGUGAAACGAUAUUGCGCCAAACUGUUAAAAAAGUUCGGUUCUUUUGCUUAUACGUUAAGUGUACUCGAGGAUUUGGAUAUGGAAGCAAGGAGAGAGAUCGAGCGUUUGGGAGGAAAUCCAUUGUUCGUGAAGAGUUUGGAUAAAGUUGUAGCGGCCGUUUUAUAGCCAUUACGCCCUUGCCAGGGCAUGAAUUUACCUUAUAUAUUAUAUCUUUACUAUUAGAUCGAGGAAAUGUAUAUAUUGAAGGGAGGUUUGAAGAAAGACGCUCAGUCUGUUUU
Molecule: messenger RNA, 1212 nt
Organism: Colletes gigas
Lineage: Eukaryota; Metazoa; Arthropoda; Insecta; Hymenoptera; Colletidae
Product: geranylgeranyl pyrophosphate synthase-like
Exons: 8
Coding region: 155-1099 (314 amino acids)
Biological process (GO): isoprenoid biosynthetic process
Molecular function (GO): prenyltransferase activity
Source: RefSeq, a predicted model, not a curated record